AUGAUCGAUUGGCGUCGUUCGUGCUACAUAAUCCAGUCUGUGAAGCCUUCUUAUGGUGUUUUCUAUGGUUUAGGCUUGGCAGUUUGCGAAAUCGACCAAAGAGAGGUGCUGUUGUGCGAGGCGCUCUGCCGUGGAUUGUUGGAUUAUCAAACACCCGCCGAAGCAGCCGCCCUGCUCUCCUGCUUUGUUUACGACAGCCACUGUGAAGGGCGCAGGCCAUUUGUUGUUGCUAGGCUGCAGGCAGUCGCAGAGCGAAUGCUGGAGCUGGCGUGUGAGCUGAAAUAUUUCUCGGCACGAACAGGCGUGGAUGAUGGUGGCAUCGACUUUCAUGUAAGUCCUGGGCUUGUGGAAGCCACCUAUGCCUGGGCACGUGGUAAUCCGUUGUCAUUGGUGGCAGGACAAUCUGGCGCCGACGAAGGCCAUCUGCUCAGAGCCUUCAAGCGCCUUGGUGAGGUCCUGCAACAGGCUUGUAAGGCAUGUCGUCGCCUUGGUUACGAGGCCCUUCAGACACUGAUGUGCGAUGCUCAUGUGGCUAUAAAUCGAGGUGCGCUGACUAAGUCUUCCCUAUACAUCUCAGACGACAUGUGGUAUAGGGACGUCUCCUCCUGCUCAUCGUCCUUCCUUCCUCCUCCCCCUCCACCAACGCCACCACCGCUGCCACCUUUGCCUCCAUUCCCCUCCUCCUCCGCCACGUCCUCCUUCGCCUUCUGUCUUCAUACCUUGUGA
Molecule: messenger RNA, 726 nt
Organism: Mesocestoides corti
Lineage: Eukaryota; Metazoa; Platyhelminthes; Cestoda; Cyclophyllidea; Mesocestoididae
Source: the annotation of a GenBank genome assembly